AUGUCGCGCGCGAGCGCGCCCGCGGGACCGUCGCGCCGCGCGCGCGACUCCCCCGCGUCCUCCUCCGCGCCGGAGGACGCGCCGCCGGACGCGAUCGCCGCGCGAUGCCUCGAGCGCAAGACCCGCGCGCGCGUCGUCCUGCACGCGGACGUUCGAGGGUUGACGUUCGUGGACGACGCGUCGCUCCUCGUCCUGAGCCACAGCGCGUUCAACGAGAUGACGUCGUGGUCGUCGCCUCGGCCUGACGCGUUCGCGGUGAAGUGCUUCGGCGCAGACGGGAAGCUCGCGGAGCGCGCGUUCGAGGUGCUCGGCCCGAGAGGCGUCGACGGCGGCGUCGUGCGCGAUUUUCUCGAGUCGAUGGUGCGGCUGUACGUCUCUAGGCCGACGCUCGUGCGCGAGAUGCGAUCGAGAGCGGUCGCGAUGACGAUCGGGGUCACCGCGCCGACGCGCGCGCUGGAAAUCGCGGGGGUGUUCGACGACGACGACGACGGCGGCGGCGGCGGACGCGAGCUCGAGGCGUUGGAGGCGGGAAUGCGAGGCGUGCGAUUCGAGUCGUCGUCGGCGACGGCGGCGGCGGCGAACGCGCGCGGGGUCGCGUCCCGGAUCCUGGACGACGCGUCGCCGUCUCCCGCGUCGUCUCGCGGCGUCCUCUUCGGCGACGACGACGGCCCGGGCGCGGCGUACGACGUCGCGCGGAGGCGCGAGAUGUACCGACGACGCGCGUGGGCGCACGAGGAGCACUCGUCGAAGAAUUGGAUGCCUCUCGGGUGCGUUCUAUACACUGGUUCCCAUACGACCGCGUUCGCGUGGUGA
This is a messenger RNA of Micromonas pusilla CCMP1545, 813 nucleotides long. RefSeq lists its product as uncharacterized. Bases 1 to 813 code for a protein of 270 amino acids. The record is from RefSeq and is a predicted model, not a curated record. The transcript has a single exon. NCBI's taxonomy places the organism in Eukaryota, Viridiplantae, Chlorophyta, Mamiellophyceae, Mamiellales, Mamiellaceae.